Molecule: messenger RNA, 720 nt
Organism: Achroia grisella
Lineage: Eukaryota; Metazoa; Arthropoda; Insecta; Lepidoptera; Pyralidae
Product: protein KRI1 homolog
Exons: 5
Coding region: 1-720 (239 amino acids)
Biological process (GO): endonucleolytic cleavage in ITS1 to separate SSU-rRNA from 5.8S rRNA and LSU-rRNA from tricistronic rRNA transcript (SSU-rRNA, 5.8S rRNA, LSU-rRNA)
Cellular component (GO): 90S preribosome; nucleolus
Source: RefSeq, a predicted model, not a curated record
AUGAACUACAUCCGGCCCAAGGAUGACCGGCGCGCACGGAAACGAGCUGAAGUGCGCACCCGCAAGGAAGAAGAGAAGAACAAGAAAAUGGAAGAGAUCGCACGGCUGAAGGCGCUCAAACUGAAAGAGAUACAAGAGAAGAUCGCUAGGAUCAAAGAGGUUACGGGAAAUGAUGAUCUCGCCUUUGAGGAGCAAGACAUCGAGGGUGACUUCGACCCUGAGGAACACGACCGCCGCAUGCGCGCAUUGUUCGACGAAGAAUACUACGGAGAAGCAGAUACGGAGAAACCAAGAUUCCCCGACUUGGAUGAAGAACUUGAGAUUGAAAACUGGGACAAAUAUGAGACAGACAAUCAAGACGUACAAAAGCACGGUGAUGCUGUACCACAUUGUGAAGAUGAUGAUUUCAAUAUGGACGCCGAUUAUGACCCGAAACAAGCCAGGGCGAAUCUCCUCGAAGAAAUCCAACAGAGUCUGGUUAAAAAGCGUCGCAAUCGGAAGCGAAAAUCCAAGCUUCACCAUCUUCUUAACGUGGAGAAACCCAAGUUUAUCCCAACUACAGCGGAGAAAACAUAUGCUGAGUAUAUGGAUGAGUAUUACAAGAUGGACUGUGAGGAUGUUAUAGGCGGUGAUCUGCCCACUAGGUUUAAAUACAGAGAAGUCGUGCCGAAUGAUUAUGGAUUGACUAUUGAGGAGUAUACCAUACAUACAACUUUAUAA